GAAGGCUUUGGUGCUACUGCUGGGCCAGUGUGUAGUAGCAUUAAGAAUGAGAGAGGUAUAUCUGAUUGUCUACUGGACACCUUCCUCUGGGUAAACCCAGAACUUUCUCUCAAGACUCUCACCUUCCUCAGCCCACUUCUCAACUGCCACUGCUUCACCCAUCCUUGGAUUUCCCUAAAUCUGUCUCUGUGCGGAGAUAAGAGACUAACGCCCAGAAACUAUAACUUCCAGAAUCCUUUGCGUGCGUACAGGGGGCGGGGAUUUGGGCGUCGCUUAAGGGAUGAGAUGGCCGAAUCCUCGGGGUCUCCGCACCGCUUAUUGUACAAGCAGGUGGGCUCGCCCCCGUGGAAAGAAACUUUCAGGCAGGGAUGUCUUGAGAGGAUGAGAAACAGCCGGCACAAGCUCCUGAACAGGUACCGCCAGGCUGCAGGUAGCACACUGGGGACAGCCUCAGACAGACUUCUUGUGCAAGAAGUAAUGGAGGAAGAGUGGAAUUCUUUGCAGUCUGUAGAGAACUGUCCAGAGGCCUUGCUUCAGUUGGAAUUGCCACUGAACCUAGCUGUGCUGCAGGACAUCGAACAGGAGCUGUGGAAUGAAGAAAAGUCCAUCAUAAGUGAGUACGAGAAGGGCUUACAGUUUGAUGAAAGUUGUCUCAACAGCAUGUUGGCGGAGUGGGAAGCAAACCCCCUCAUCUGUCCUGUGUGUAUAAAGUACAACCUGAGAAUUAUGAACAGUGUGGUCACGUGUCCGUGUGGCCUGCACAUCCCAUCUCACUCAACAGACCUGACAGAGCAGAAGCUUCGGGCCUGUUUGGAAGGAAAUGUGAACGAGCACAGUGCACACUGUCCCCACAUCCCUGAAUUUUCAGUCACCGGUGGAACAGAAGAAAAGCCUAGUCUUCUGAUGAGCUGCCUGGCUUGUGACACUUGGGCUGUGAUCCUCUAGUCCUGACCUCAUGGCUGAAAACAACUCAUUUCCUAAGAGGGCCUUUUGUAUAUAACUGAUUUUAUAUUAAAACUUUUCAAACA
Rattus norvegicus (Norway rat) is the source of this 1028-nucleotide messenger RNA. RefSeq names its product RPA interacting protein (gene Rpain). Gene Ontology annotation, cellular component: nucleoplasm; nucleus. The coding region runs from base 286 to 945 and encodes 219 amino acids. The transcript is spliced from 7 exons. The record is from RefSeq and is marked validated. Lineage: Eukaryota; Metazoa; Chordata; Mammalia; Rodentia; Muridae.